GGGUGGCCGCGCGGCGUCGAACGGCCCCGGUUUUCACACCCGCAAGCGUCGCGCCCCGGCUGGGAGGGCAGCGGACCCGGGCGCCCGGUACCCGGGGCUGCGUUUUCCCCGGCUCCUCCUGUGCCCUGCUAAUGCCCGAGCGCACGGAGCAGCUUUUGGGGCCACCGACGCUUGCAGUCGAGUGAGACUCCUCGCUCGAUGCUUUCCCGUCCCGAGACGUCCCCGUUGCACGGCGAGGAGGUGCAGCAGGAGGGUCCGACCCGCCGGGGACAGAGGGACCCCCCCUUCUCGACGCCGCACGGAGCUGCCGGCGAUGGAGCAAAACCCGCCGCUGCCCUCGGAGGGAUGUGCCCGGGGCUUCGGUGGCCGCGCGGGAGCUGCCGCAGCCCCAGAGCCCCUCUGCCCCAAAGCCUCGGCAGCGCCCGGGGCUGGCGGCAUCCGCGUCGCCGUCCCUCUCCCGGGCUGGGAGCGUCCCACUGCUCCGGGCGGUACGAUCCCUCCGGCGAUACCUGAAGGGGCGCUGGAUCUGCUGAAGUCGCUGACCGGCUACACGAUGACCAUCCAGCUGCUCCAGACCACGCGCAUCGGGGUGGCCGUCAACUCGGUGCGGAAGCACUGCUCGGAUGAAGAGGUGGUGGCCUCGGCCAAAAUCCUCAUCAAGAACUGGAAGCGGCUGCUGGAGUCCUCGGCCCCCGCAAAGAAGGAGAAGGACGCGGAAGGGGAGAAGGAGAAGAAGGAGAAGGAGAAAAGGCUGGACUUUCCCAGCUGGUCCAGCGAAGGGGUGAAUUUGCACCCGGCGAAACGGGGCAAGAGCCCGGCCGAGAAGCCCCGGGAGAAGCCCCGGGAGAGGAAGCCCGGCAAGCCCAGCUCGCACUCGGCCAACGCCAAGGGCCACUCCGCCGACGCAAGCGCGGAGAGGACCCCCCCGGCAUCCUCGAAAAAGUCACCUCCGGACAGCAAGAAGGAGAGGAGAGACUCUGCAGACUCGAGGUGCUCCGCCGCCAUCUCCUCCUCUUCCUCCCCGCAGAAGAGGCCGUCGGGGGAGAGGAGAGCCUCCGCGGGCUCCAGCCCCUCGCCAGCUCCCGCCGGCGCCCGGAGAAACUCCAGCGACAGCAAGGAGGAGAGAGCCAACAGCAGCAAGGCCAAAGCGGAGCCGCCGCGGACCCCCACCAGCCCCUCCUUCUCGCCCGCCAUCUGCCUCCUGCCCCCCUGCUACCUCACGGGCGACUCGGUGCGGGACAAGUGCGUCGAGAUGCUCACGGCAGCCCUGCGCAUGGAUGACGACUACAAGGAGUUUGGUGUCAACUGCGAGAAGAUGGCCUCCGAGAUCGAAGACCAUAUCUUCCAGGAGCUGAAGAGCACAGACAUGAAGUACCGCAAUCGGGUGAGGAGCAGGAUCAGCAACCUGAAGGACCCCAAGAACCCCAACCUGCGGAGGAACGUGCUGUGUGGGGCCAUUGCGCCCAGACUCAUUGCCCGGAUGACCGCGGAGGAGAUGGCCAGCGACGAGCUGAAGGAGCUGAGGAACGCCAUGACCCAGGAGGCCAUCCGGGAGCAUCAGAUGGCCAAGACGGGCGGCACCGUCACUGACCUCUUCCAGUGCGGCAAGUGCAAGAAGAAGAACUGCACCUACAACCAGGUGCAGACGCGGAGCGCUGACGAGCCCAUGACGACCUUCGUGCUGUGUAACGAGUGCGGGAACCGCUGGAAGUUCUGCUGACGGCACUCGCCUUGGCCGGCGGCUGGAGAUGCGACGAGAGAGGGGACACUGUGCCGGGCCGGGUCUGGCACCGGGGGGUGCCAGGAACCCCCGGGAAAUGGGCACAGCCCUGCAAAGGGGGCUGCUCUGACCUGGCUUGCAGAGGGGGCAGCUUGGGGGGAGCCUGGACUUGAGCAAUUUGGGGGCAGGAGAGACGUUCCCCUGUGGCCCUGGGGUCGUGUUCACUGUCUAAGGGGGCCGGGGGUGGGAAAGGGCCAGGCUUUGCCCCAGGAUCCUCCUCCCCCCUUUCCUAAACGCACAUGGUGGGAGAGCCGAGAGGGAGGCAGGGCGCUUGCAGCACGUCCGGACACUGGUGGGACGUCACCGCUGUCCCUCUGCUCCGUGGCACGUCAGCCGGCCGGCCUGGCUCGAGGGAACUGUGUCCCCGGGAAGGAGAAGGGAUGUGGGGAGAGAAGUGGGAAGAAAACCUCCAGCUAGAGCAAUAAAGGUGCACAACAUC
Dromaius novaehollandiae (emu) is the source of this 2219-nucleotide messenger RNA. RefSeq names its product transcription elongation factor A3 (gene TCEA3). The coding region runs from base 314 to 1720 and encodes 468 amino acids. The transcript has 14 exons. The record is from RefSeq and is a predicted model, not a curated record. Lineage: Eukaryota; Metazoa; Chordata; Aves; Casuariiformes; Dromaiidae. Gene Ontology annotation, cellular component: nucleus. Gene Ontology annotation, molecular function: zinc ion binding; nucleic acid binding. Gene Ontology annotation, biological process: DNA-templated transcription; transcription elongation by RNA polymerase II.